AUGGCACGCGACUCUUCACUGUUGUCGUCGGCGCCCACGAGCGUCGCGUCGACGCGGGUGGCAAUAAGUCAUGUGCAGCUGCGAGACUUGAUGAUAUGUCCGAACGAGAGGGGAGUUGUGAAUUAUAUUCAGAGGGACCCACCUCAGAGGGACGAGCCUCAUGAGAAGGGCGCGAUAGUAGAGCAUGAUGUUUCUACACCACGUUCGAUACCCCGGAGAAUCGCCAUGCUACGGUUUGUCCCCAAUACGCUGGCGUCGCUCCAGCUCCCAGGAGCGACACUGUUCGCCGCUGGCGGUCAGGACGCCGAACUCCACCUAUCCUUGCAUACUCCCACGUCCUUAUCCCCGGGUGACUCCUCGUCGGAUCCAGAUACAGUGACUGUCAGGAAAACGACACAAUGCGUCUGGAGCAAAGAACACAAUCUGCAGGCGUCAAUCAACAAUUCCGUGACGUUCACGAGUAGCAACCUCAAUCUCGCGAGGUCGCACGACAGCAAAGUUGAGCCGCGGGUAGUUGUGAGCAACAAUAACGGCACAGUACGGUUCUUUGACAUAGGCACCCGUUCGCGAUCACAUACAUUAGACGAUGCAGGGACGCUUAAGCUGGGCGUUGCUGUCAAUCACUCGUCCGUAUCGCCGGACGGCCGCACGCUGCUUUCCGUCGGUGACUCUUCUCAAGUCUUCCUUCAUAACCUCUCCGGCUCCUCCCGCCUAACUUUCACCCCCGUCUCCACCUUAACCCUACCCGCGCCAUCGCCUUCCGCUUACGGUCCCGUAUCCACGAUUCCUGCAUCUUUCUCCACAGCGUUCUCGCCGAACGGCACCAAGUUCGCCGUAGCAAGCCAGGAGGGCAUGGUCGUUGUCUGGGACGUGCGCAGCUCGAAGCCGUUCAAGGUGUACGAGUCCGACAAGUCGAGGCUGCCGAGCUGGUGCCGGAGUGGCUCUGGGCUUGCAAGCGGCUACUUGUACGACGAUCCGUGGGAUUGGGCUAGGGGCGGCGCCAGGGCGCCAGGUUGGGGCUUUAGAUGUGUCAAGUUCAAUGAUCCAGUUGGGCACGGGCGGGAGCUCAUGACCUUUACGGAGCACACAUCAGUCCUCCACGUGGUGGAUGCUAGGACAUUUGAGACGGAGGAAAUAAUCCAUGUACCGAAGGCGCUCAAUGCAGAACCCUUGGCUUCCGCGGCGCGAACGAGUCCGACAGUACGUCCACGCACUCGGGCUGCGGACAACAGCUCUUCUCUGGUGCACCGUUCGGCAUCACGAUCUUCUUCAACAGUGAGGUCGUCAUCAUCACCUCUCCCCCGCAUAGUUGUCUUCAGCAACUCGCCACCGGAAAGUGCUCGGUCAAGUUUCAGUGAUGCCAGGGAGGACCGCAGGCGGGCUAGAGAGGCGAUUGAGGAGCACUUGGCUGAAACCGCGCGGAUAAGGCACAGACUUGAGCUAGAAGAGCGCAGGCGAUUCAGGGAGCGUAUCCGUGCCCUCGGGGAUUCAUCUGCGUCUGAGGAUGAAGGCGAUCACGAGGUCGUUAUCCCGCCCUUUGGUAACUUUGAAGAGGAGGAGCAGAUCAGGCGGAUCUUGGUCCAGCAGGGCGUCCGCGCGCGGACGACACGAGAGGUGACAGAUGGCGAAGGAGACAUGGAGGUUGACCCUGAUGGAGAGGAUUUCGACGUGGACGCAUGCUUCUCGUCACGCGAGCCGUCGCGAGAAAGCUCUCCGGUGUCUGCGCUCCCCAUUCAUGUGCCUAUGCCCGUGCAGUCGGCAUACGAGGCAUCUGACACGCUACAGGUACCGUCAGGGGCGCACUCGGCUCGCGAUAGGCUUGUCGCGCGGGUUGGCAGGCUUGCCAGCGCUCGCCGGCACGCUAGACGUAAUGAGUCCAGACAGGAUUCCAGCGGUGGGAUGGCUGAGCAGGACAUGGAUCUAGCCGGAGUGUGCUUCGAUCCCAGCGGCUCGUGGUUAUACGUUGCUUCUACGAAUGCCGUGGUUGAGUGGUCGGUGCGGGGUACAGAGAAGAGGUGGUGGUACGGCUCUGAAUGGGCGUGAUGAAACCCUCAGGCUCGUGCCACCCGCCAUUUUUCCCCUGCCGCUGUGUUCUAUUGUACUUUGACUUGCUGUCCUGCUUUGUUGUGUCUCGUUUGGAUUCAUGCUGUGUAUUUCCUUGUAUCCCAGACGAUGGGGGAUAAGCAUUGUAGCACUACAAAGGACUAUUUAUACUCCUUCAUGCAUGUCCGGA
This is a messenger RNA of Gloeophyllum trabeum ATCC 11539, 2233 nucleotides long. RefSeq lists its product as uncharacterized. The transcript is spliced from 5 exons. Gene Ontology annotation, molecular function: protein binding. Lineage: Eukaryota; Fungi; Basidiomycota; Agaricomycetes; Gloeophyllales; Gloeophyllaceae. The record is from RefSeq and is a predicted model, not a curated record. Bases 1 to 2043 code for a protein of 680 amino acids.